AUUUUAUUUUAUUUUAUUUUAUUUUUCUUCUUUUUCUUCUUCUUCUUUAUUACCACUCUAUCAAUGUCUGAAACUUAUAGGAAAAGAGAUCGAUUCUGGAAAUUCAUCUUUCCUCAUUACAAACAACAACAACCACAAAACGAUAAUUACUAUAAUAAAAAUAAAUCAAAGAAUUCAAUUAAUCCUGUCCAUCGAGAUUCCGAACAAAAAAGUAAAAUAAAUUCACUUCAAAACUAUGCGAAAAAAAACUUUUCAAUCACUCUGGAUCCUGAAUUAUUUGAAAGUAUACUGGAAAAUAACAAUUGGGAUUCAAAACAAUCCAUAAUUGAUUUAACUGAUUAUGAGGAAGCAUCUCAUGGUAUCUUGGUUGAACCUCCUCGUACACCUGAUAGACUACUGUUAGGAUCAGAAAAUGAUGGUGGUACUUCAUGUUAUAUUGAUGCUUUAUUAUUUGCAAUGUUUAUUGCCAAUACUGCCUUUGAUCCAUUAUUGACAUACGACAUUCCAACGACAGAAGAAGAGGAUGAAAAGAAAACAAAGUUACAAAUGUUGCUGCGUUUAUUUGUGAAUAAACUCAGAAAGGGCCAUAUUAUAAAAGCAGAUUAUGUACAUUGGUUUCGUAAAGUAUUACAAGAAGUGAAUUGGAAUGGUAAAGACGGACAAGGUCAAUGGACACAAGAAGAUGCAAGUGAAUUAUUUUUGUUUAUUACAGAAACAUUUGAUUUGCCUUAUUUACCCUUUCAAAUUAGAUUAUUUCAUGGUGGAAACAAAGAUAAAGAUGAUGAUCGAGUCAUGACAGAUAGAACAUUAACAUUGUCUAUACCAGAUGACGACUCUAUAAAAGAGGUCAAGUUACAAGAUAUUCUCGUUGACUACUUUUAUAAUAAUAUCAUUACUGGCGUCAUGCGACACAUAGAUGAUAAUUUCAUAUUAUCCGAAAAUGUAGCUGCAUCUCCUACUGUCCAAACAUAUUCCAAUAACAAAAUUAUGUAUUCUGACAAUAACGACUUUGUUUCAUCAAUGACAAGAGAUGAAAAAUAUACCCUUAAAAAAUUAUUAGAAAAAAGUGAUGGUAAUGAUCAUCAAGAGCUAGAAGUACCAGUGACUGCAUGGCAGGUAUUAGAACUGUUACCAUUUUAUAGUGCAACAAAUGAACAGGGUGAGGCGAUUGAGACUCAAUUGGAUUCUUCUUUUCCAGAUACUCACAUGAUUUUACCCAUUGUCCUAAAACGGUAUCGAUAUGACCCCAAGACUGGAAAUUCAACAAAGAUGAAGAAACGAGUGGAGGUGCCUGUGACGAUUGACUUUAAUAAAUUUGUAAAUCAAAACGUUGAAGAUCCCAUGUGUCCUAUUUGUGGUCAUCUUGUCAAUUGGACACUUCAUUUUAAAAGCGCUGUUUGUCAUCUUGGUAAUUCACCCUAUAGUGGUCAUUAUAUUAGCUAUGCCCGUAUCACGACGGAUAAUAAUAAUAAUGUUGAGGAUUCCUUUUGGCUCAAAUUUGAUGACAUGAAUACAGAGAAUAGAGUGAUGCAGAUUAUAAAUGACGAGGAUGAUAAAAAUCCCUCUAUCCAGCAAAUCAAAGAAGAUCUUUCGGAAAAUGCUUACAUUUUAUUUUAUGAAUUGGAUAAAACCUGUCAUCAUCCCCCACUCCCUCCUUAUUAUUCUUCCAAUGAGGACGAUGAAGAAGAAGAGAGUAUCCAUACUAAAGAUGAUUUUAAACCAUCUAUAGAUCAGCGAGAAAAUUAUACAAAUAAAAAGAAAUCGAAAUCUCGUCAUCGUCGUCGUCAUCAGCAUCAUCGUCAUCAUUUUAAUGAAAGAUCUUCUCGCUUAAAAGAUUCAUGUAGAAUAAUGUAAUAUAGUAAAAAAAAUAACAAUAAUAAUAAUAAUAGUAGUAGUAGUAAUAAAAAUAGAUGGGUUAUAUUAUCGCUUUAAGGCAUUUAAUUCAUUUAAUAGUUCCGUCUUUUCCUUUUCC
Molecule: messenger RNA, 1972 nt
Organism: Cokeromyces recurvatus
Lineage: Eukaryota; Fungi; Mucoromycota; Mucoromycetes; Mucorales; Mucoraceae
Exons: 3
Coding region: 64-1854 (596 amino acids)
Biological process (GO): protein deubiquitination
Cellular component (GO): nucleus; cytosol
Molecular function (GO): cysteine-type endopeptidase activity; cysteine-type deubiquitinase activity
Source: RefSeq, a predicted model, not a curated record